UAUAAAUAUAUUGACAUUCAUAACAAAAGAAUCAGACAAACAAAGAAUUUAGUUAAGUAUAUGGUGAAUCGGUCCAAGAACAGGUUCACCAUGAAAACAAAGUAUGGAGCAGCAGUUGCACCCGUCUUCGUCCUUGCUGGUGCAUAUGUCGCUUGGAAUUACAUAAAUCAUCGGUUAUGGAGAAAGAAGGACGACAACAAUGGUCGAGAUAUCAGAAAAGGCAUCCAUAACAGCAUUAGUAAGGAGACUUCUUUAGCAAGACGUCGAAAGGAUCAGAAAACCCUCUCAAGAUCUGUUUCAAUGGGGGCUAUUCGAGGAGGAAAAGUGGCAUUGCAGAGAUUGCUUGACUUGCACUCAUAUCAUCUUGAUACUUCUUCCCUUGUAAAUGCUGAGAUUGAAUUUGAAUCUUUGCUUUCCAAGGAAAAGCCGGAUUUCGGGUUGCUUCAGAGAGACAUUGUGAAGAUGGAAAUGAGUGGAAAAGAAGCAAAAGGAGUUGAGAUAUUGAAGAAAGCACUGGAGAAAGCAAAAGCAGAAGGAAAAGGUCAUGAGGCUUAUGAGAUCGAGAUGUUGCUUGUGGAGAUGUUGAUCUACAUGGGAAACAUUGAAGAGGCUUCAAAAUGUAAGUGCUUAGAGGAUGAUUUCAUAACAGAUGCAAGGCGUCCUCUCUACCAGACUAUAAUAUAUUACUUUCGUGGAGUUCCUUGGAAGCAAGUCGAGGAGACAUUCAACAGGUUCAGGGAGAUUCAGAUGGGUCUACAAUGGCCUGGAAACUCAGAGGAAAGUGAGAGUCACGAAAUCACAUUAGAUGAGUUCAAGAAAGUAAUGGAAUCUCUCAAGCACGAAAUUGAAGACAGCAAGAAAAGACAAACGGUUAACUCAACUCCACGUGAGGCUAAAUAAAAUUGACAUGGAUGAUAUGUUUCAAUAAUUUCAAGAAAUGGUGUUGUUUCCACGAAUUGAUAAAAAUAUUUGGUACACUAUUCUUGGAAAAUACAUCAAAAAUAGAACAAUCUAAGUAUGUCAUU
Molecule: messenger RNA, 1025 nt
Organism: Brassica oleracea var. oleracea
Lineage: Eukaryota; Viridiplantae; Streptophyta; Magnoliopsida; Brassicales; Brassicaceae
Exons: 4
Coding region: 61-900 (279 amino acids)
Source: RefSeq, a predicted model, not a curated record